CUACGAUGCGGCUCGCUCUGAACAACGCCAUAAAGUUCAAGGCCAAGGCGCCUCUUCUGCUGCAUUCCUCCUUUCCACCCAUAGAUAAAAGUACUAUCGCGUUUCGCAGCAUUUUAACUUCCUCAAAUGCACCCCUGUCCCUAACUAGAAUACCCAAUACCGUUAGCUUUCUUUCCUCUCCGUUCCUCCGCUGUCAAGCAGCCAUGGCAACCGCCGCCUGUCAAAUCAAAGAGCAAAUUGAGUUGACAGAGACGGAGAAGAAGAUUUUCGAUAGGCUCUUGAACACUCUCCGUUACUUCAAUCUCCAAACUCAGCUUCGAGUUGCUGGCGGAUGGGUCCGUGAUAAGCUUCUUGGCAAAGAAUGUUAUGACAUUGAUAUUGCACUUGACAACAUGUUGGGUAGUGAAUUUGUUGAUAAGGUUCAGGAAUACUUGUCAUCUACUGGGGAAGUGGCACAGGGUCUUGCUGUCAUUCCAAGUAAUCCUGAGCAAUCUAAGCACUUAGAAACUGCAAGGAUGCGCCUUUUUGAUUUAUGGAUUGAUUUUGUGAACUUAAGGUGUGAAGACUAUAGUGAGAAUAGCCGCAUCCCUACGAUGAAAUUUGGUACUGCUGAGGAAGAUGCGUUUAGAAGGGAUUUGACCAUUAAUAGCUUGUUCUACAAUAUUAAUACCAACUUAGUUGAAGACUUCACUAAAAGAGGACUCGAGGAUCUAAAAUUUGGAAGGAUAGUGACUCCAUUACCUCCGAUGGCUACAUUUUUGGAUGAUCCCUUACGGGUUCUUCGAGCUAUUCGUUUUGGUGCAAGGUUCGAUUUCACACUGGAUGAAGAAUUAAAGAAAGCUGCUGCUUGUGGUGAUGUCAAAGCAGCUCUUGCAGCAAAAAUUAGCAGAGAGCGCAUUGGAACUGAAAUUGAUCUCAUGAUCUCUGGAAACCAACCUGUUAAAGCAAUUGACUACAUAUGUGAUUUGACAUUAUUUUGGGUUGUCUUCAGUCUCCCUCCGAAGGUUGAGCCUGCUGUAUCAGAAGAAUGCUAUAGGCUUUCUGCUGCUUAUUUGGAUGCUUCAUGGAAACUUAUUCAACUUAUUCGAUGCUUUAACUUUGAUGAUGAACAGAGAAGGCUCUGUUUGUACUCUGCUUUAUUUCUUCCAUUGCACGGUACCUCAUACAAGGAUCGUAAAGAUAAAAUGAUUCCUGCAGUCAAUUACAUUGUGAGGGAUUCUCUCAAGCGAAAAGCCAGUGAUGCUGAUACAGUCAUAAACAUCCACAAAUCACUGGAGAAAUUCAUAUCUUUGAUUCCUUCUCUUUUAUCAAAUGAGGAUGUCCAAAUCACUGAGGUUGACUGGGGAAAAGAAUUUGUUGAUGUCCCUGCUACUUCAAAAUUGCGGGUAUCAACAGGGUUUCUUCUCAGAGAAAUUAAAGAUUUUUGGCGGGUUGCUUUGUUGGUGUCUACAUUUUUAUAUCACUCCGAUAGGACCGAUACUGAUUGCAGUCAGGAUAUUAUAGACAAGCAUUUUCAACUGGACAAGAGAAAAGGGAUCUUUGUGUCAGUCGAGAAUGCCAUUGUUAAAUUAGGUCUAGAGAAAGUCUGGGAUCUGAAACCAUUGGUUAAUGGGAAGGAUAUCAUGAAUGUUUUGCAGCUUAAAGUUGGAGGACCACUUGUUAGGGAAUGGCAACAAAAGGCUCUCACAUGGCAGCUGGCACACCCUUCUGGGACUGCAGAGGAAUGCCUCGAUUGGAUGAAGGAGACAUAUUCGAAGCGAAUAAAGAUGGAGUAACUGACCAAUCAUUUGCUAUUUUCUUCAGUGCAAGACUGGGGAAGUUUUUCCGAUCAUGCACUGUUCUGGAUAUUGAGUUCUGGAUGUCUUCCGGACAUUAAAUCAACAUACCACAAAGAAGAAAAGAAUAGUUGGAUCUGAAAAGUGAUGUUACUCUAAAAUGAUGCUUCUGUCAAGGAUUCUAGGAUGGUUUUGUAUCUUUCGUCUGUACAUAAAGCUCAAGAUUAGAUCUGUAAGCAAUUCAUCUCUCCUUAUUGCCGGUUUUAAUCUAGGUUAUUCGAAUUCGUC
Messenger RNA from Hibiscus syriacus, 2063 nucleotides. RefSeq names its product tRNA nucleotidyltransferase cca2-like. Gene Ontology annotation, molecular function: ATP:3'-cytidine-cytidine-tRNA adenylyltransferase activity; RNA binding. The record is from RefSeq and is a predicted model, not a curated record. NCBI's taxonomy places the organism in Eukaryota, Viridiplantae, Streptophyta, Magnoliopsida, Malvales, Malvaceae. Gene Ontology annotation, biological process: tRNA 3'-terminal CCA addition.